This is a messenger RNA of Cyphellophora attinorum, 1470 nucleotides long. RefSeq lists its product as uncharacterized. Lineage: Eukaryota; Fungi; Ascomycota; Eurotiomycetes; Chaetothyriales; Cyphellophoraceae. The transcript has 2 exons. Bases 1 to 1470 code for a protein of 489 amino acids. The record is from RefSeq and is a predicted model, not a curated record.
AUGCAUUCGCUAAUAGCUCGCAGUCCGUUCCUUUCAUUAGUUACUAACGUUGACGAAUUCGACCGAGCUUUGUCGGACUACGUAGCUCAGGGAUAUGUCACGUCGAAAUAUGUGGACUUGUUUGGUUGCAAUAACAUUAAUUUGAGCGACACCGACAACUACUAUGCUCAGUACACAACCACAUUUCUGUGUAAUGCUAUCAUCCAGAACUCCAAGAAUGGAUCGUCGUGUGGUAAUGCCAACGACGAUGCCCGGCCGAUGUGCGCAUCUUCUUGCGGAGAUUUCGCGCUGAGUGAGGAAGCCAUCGUGGCCAGCAAUGACCUCUGUCCGGGCCGCAAUAGUAAUUACGCUACCCAGCUGCGAGCAGACUACACGAACUGCGGCCUCCCAGAACAGUCGAUUUCGGGCAGCUGUAUUACUGGCGCGGACAAUGAGCCAGACUUCUGUGGUUAUCGCAACAACCUUAUGGGGCUGUGCGAUUUCUGCCGACAAAGUACAGAGAAUGCGACAGAUUCUUGUUGUCUUACCUCGAAUGCGACCAACAUAUGCGAAGAUGUCAAGCUCCCGGUCUUUUCCUCGAUCCCAGGUCUGCUCGGUACUGCAAGCUCCACAUCAGCCACUGCCUCAUCGACUGCUUCGUCAGGUGCUGCCGAAGGUGGUAGUGGCGGCGGAGGUGGCGGUCUGAGUGGAGGUGCCAUCGCUGGAAUUGUCAUCGGAGCCAUCGUUGGCGCUCUGCUGCUCCUUGCGCUAUUGGCUUUCUGCUGUAUUCGGUACCGGCGUCGCAAUCGCGACAAACAGCAGCGUAACCUGCUCAAUCAGCCUUCGCCGCAAAGACGCGGUAACACCGCCUCCAGCUAUCAAGCCCAAGGGUCAUCAGCACAAGGAUACGAGGUACUUCCGGGAGGUCGAGUCGCCCGGAUGUCGGCGCUCCAAGACAACGAAGGCACACGCAACUAUACGGCCAAUACCGACCGUUAUGGAGGCAGUCCAGACUCAAAUGAGAAAGCCAUGGGCAUGAUCGGCGCACGGAAACGCGAUUCGCCGGGCUCACACCACGAGAGCUCGCCCUCGAGCAAUGACUUCUCGUCACCAGAAGGUGUCGCUAGUGGCCAGUCUGAGCAGUUGCCCUUUUUCAAGGACUACUACUCGAACGAUGACAUUUCUCCAGCAAGAGCUGGCGAUGAGUUCGAGCUAGAGCGUGGCGACAUGCUCAAAGUCGUUGGCAUCUGGGACGAUGGCUGGGCCACCGGUGUCCGCGUCAACGAUCGAGCAGAAGAUUUCGAAUCCAAGAACAAACCACAACGAGACAGCGGUGUGUCCAACGGCUCGAGGAGAGAGGACUCACCAACGCCAUCUGGCGAAAUCAAGGCAUUCCCACUGGUCUGUGUCUGCUUACCUGAAGCCUGGAAAAAGACCGUUGAAGGCGACACAUCAACGGAGAGCGGCUCUGGUGGUCCUCCUACGGUGUGA